AUGAAUAAUUGUACAAAGAUAAAAGUUGGAGUAUUGGGAGCAACUGGUACAGUUGGUCAAAGAUUCAUUCAACUGUUAGAGAAUCAUCAACACUUUAAGGUGGCAGUAUUGGGUGCAUCAGCAAACUCUAAAGAUAAGAUAUACAAAGAUGCCGUGCAUUGGUUACUUGCUACACCCAUACCAAGUGAUAUUGCUAAUAUGAAAGUACAUGCAUGUGACGAUAUAGAGGCAUUCAACGAUUGCUUGAUCAUUUUUUCUGCAUUGGAUGCAUCAGUUGCCACCAACCUCGAAAAGACAUUUAGAAUCAAAGGAAAGGCUGUCUUUAGUAAUGCAAAGAGUCAUCGUUAUGACUCUGAUGUUCCCAUUGUCGUUUCAUCUGUCAACUCGGAUCACAUCCGAUGUGUUCAAGACCAAAAGAAAAUGUAUCAAGGUGGUUUCAUUGUAACCAAUCCAAACUGUUCAACUACUGGUGUGGUAGUAGCUCUCAAACCAAUUGUUGCUACUUUUGGUAUCAAAGAAGUAAUUGUAUUUACAAUGCAAUCUGUUUCUGGAGCUGGAUAUCCUGGUGUUCCAUCAUUAGAUAUUUUGGGAAAUGUAAUACCAUAUAUAGGAGAAGAAGAAGAAAAGAUUGAAAUUGAAACAAAGAAAAUAUUGGGAGAAUUAUCAUCGAGUGAUGGAGAACAACCAUCAUCAUCAUUAAAAUUCAAUGAUCAUCCAAUGUUUGUAAGUGCACAUACAAAUAGAGUUCCAGUAUCAGAAGGACAUACAAUAUGUUUAUCAAUUAAAUUGGGAAGGGAAGCUACAGUUGAAGAGGUUAGCAACGUAUUAAAAGGAUAUCACAAAUUGACACCACCAGAGAAUUGUAAACUAUUAAUUUCAGAACCUCCACUGCAUGUGAUUGAUUACCCACAAACACCUAAUCGACCACAACCCAAACUCGACUUGGAAAGAGGUAGAGGAUUAACUGUAACAGUUGGUCGUAUCAGAGGUGGAUCAUAUCAAGGAGGUGGAUCAUUUGACAUUCGUCUCACUCUUCUAGUACAUAAUACUGUUUUAGGUGCUGCAGGUUCAUCCAUUCAAAAUGCUGAAACUUGUUUUAAAUUUGGUUAUAUUCAAUAA
Cavenderia fasciculata is the source of this 1119-nucleotide messenger RNA. Its product is annotated as aspartate semialdehyde dehydrogenase. Gene Ontology annotation, molecular function: aspartate-semialdehyde dehydrogenase (NADP+) activity; NADP binding; protein dimerization activity. Lineage: Eukaryota; Evosea; Eumycetozoa; Acytosteliales; Cavenderiaceae. The transcript has 2 exons. Gene Ontology annotation, biological process: L-threonine biosynthetic process. Bases 1 to 1119 code for a protein of 372 amino acids. The record is from RefSeq and is a predicted model, not a curated record.